Tetranychus urticae (two-spotted spider mite) is the source of this 808-nucleotide messenger RNA. RefSeq lists its product as uncharacterized. Lineage: Eukaryota; Metazoa; Arthropoda; Arachnida; Trombidiformes; Tetranychidae. The record is from RefSeq and is a predicted model, not a curated record.
GCCAAAUUGUGAUUUUCUUACUUUACUGCUACAGGAAUAUUCAUUUGACUCUGAAUAUAAAUAUUUCAAAGAAUCUGUUUUAGAGGCAAAAUGUGAAGCUCAGGAGAAAGAGAUUGCCAAGCUUAAAUAUUCAACAUGUGAGGUUGAUGGAUCAACUUCUGAAAGCGAACAUGAUCCGUCGCAACAUCCAGUUCCAUUCAGCUUCCAGUUGCAUCGUAGGCAGUCAUCGGAUAUAAUUGUUCCUAUUCCUAAACCCAGACCAUCUAUCAAAGAUAUAAAAGUACCACCUCCACCGCCGCCUCCGCCUCCACCACCACCGAUGUUUAAUAUGUCUUCCAUGAUUAAUAUGAGAACGCCUCUGUGGACUCCAAAAGUGACACCAGACUCGACUCCUUUUCAGACACCCAGAACGCUAUCCACCGAAUCCCUCAACACGUUGCAUUUACAGAAAAGUUUAAUACCACCUAAUCAAAAGCCUUCUCGUGGCGAAUUACUGAGCAAGAGGAAACAACUGAAAACAGCCAGGAGUCUUGGGGGAACCCCUCUAAGUCAACGUCUUCAAGGUACAACCAAAGAUUUUCAACAGUCAAGAGUGACCAACCGGAUUCCAACCGCAAUUGAAGAAGAAUUGUCUAAAAUUUUAAAAAAACGACGACAACCAAGUCCGGAUAAGACAAUGGAUUCAUCCUUUGAACAAGACUUCAGCUUCAGUUAGAAAUGAGAAAGCAAAUUGGCUCGUUAUCAAAAAUUUGACUUCCAAGGAGCUUUUUAUCCUGGAUAAAUAUUAACAUCAAUUAUUUUUAUUUAU